AGAAGAAGAAGAUCGUGACGUAGGGUGUACUGAGUGCGCAUGCGUGACUCCACUCCACACGUGAAGGAGGCAGCAUGGCUGAAGGAGCAGAAGUUGUGUUAGACCGCUCACAGGCGAAGAAGGCCGUCCAGGCUCUGCAGGCUUUCCUCAAAACCAAGUCGACCAGUGACUCCCUGUUCCUGGACGAGACUCAACAGAUCAGCCUGCUCUUCACCCUGUGGAAGGUCCCCAAGAAGGCUCAGUCCAUCCGCAUUCCCCUGCCCCAUGGCCAGAGACUGGACACAGACGACAUCUGUCUCUUCACCAGAGAUGAGCCCAAGAUGACGUCAGAGCAGACCCAGAGGUUUUAUAAGAAGAUGCUCGAGGAGAAGGGAGUGAAAAACAUCACAGAGAUCAUCCCGUACAAGGUCCUGAGGACGGAGUACAAACCGUUUGAAGCAAAGCGACGUCUGCUGGGAAACUUCGACCUCUUCCUGUCUGACGACCGCGUCCGCCGCCUGCUGCCUUCCCACAUUGGAAAACAUUUCUACCAGAGGAAAAAAGAGCCUCUGUCUGUGAACCUGCAGAGCAAAAAUCUGGCCAGAGACAUCCAGAGAGUGAUCCAGGGCACCAGCCUGAAGGUGACCAACAGAGGCUGCUGCUGCAUGGCACGUGUUGCCAACGCCAGCAUGUCUGCAGACGAGGUGACUGAUAACAUCGAGGCCACCGUCCAGACGGUGGUGGCCAAACUCCGCACGAAAGAACCUCUGAUAAAACUCAUCCACUUGAAGAGUGAAACAUCAGUGGCCCUGCCCAUCUACACCUCAGACCUGAAGCACAUCAGUCUGGUGGAGGGGGGGCAGGAACAGACCAAGACCCCCAAGAAACAGCAAGCUGCUGGCAAAAAGAAGGCAAAGCAGCUGAAGGCAGAGGCCACCGAGAAAACAGAAACCACCGGAGAGGAAGAGGAAGAAAUCCCACAGCUGGUUCCCAUAGCAACACCUAGCAAAAAGCCUAAGCUGGCGAAACCAGCGAAGAAGAAGAAGAAGCAGCAGCUGGAGAAGGCUCCUAAACCUGCUGCAGCGAAAAAAGGAAAAAAAUCACCAAACAAACUGACCAAGAAGGCAACCAAGACCGACUCCAAAGUAAAAAGGAAGAUGCCGAAAGUGAAAUGAUUUAGACUCAUUACACAUCUCAACAUGGACAUUUUACACAGCACACACAAAAUUAAUAUUUUCACUCUGUUUGUAUUUUUUUGCUUGGAUGAAGCAGAUUAUAAACGUAUCUCAAAUUC
Molecule: messenger RNA, 1273 nt
Organism: Centropristis striata (black sea bass)
Lineage: Eukaryota; Metazoa; Chordata; Actinopteri; Perciformes; Serranidae
Gene: rsl1d1
Product: ribosomal L1 domain containing 1
Exons: 9
Coding region: 75-1154 (359 amino acids)
Cellular component (GO): 90S preribosome
Source: RefSeq, a predicted model, not a curated record